This is a messenger RNA of Cariama cristata (Red-legged seriema), 1554 nucleotides long. RefSeq lists its product as uncharacterized. Gene Ontology annotation, molecular function: protein binding. The record is from RefSeq and is a predicted model, not a curated record. Lineage: Eukaryota; Metazoa; Chordata; Aves; Cariamiformes; Cariamidae.
AUGGCCCCCUCCGCCACAGCCCUGGCACUGUGUGUGGCACUGCUCCUCGCCCGGCGGACAGACGGUGAGUCUCUCUUGCCCAUAGCCCCCACGCGCGUGCGCUUUGCUGCGGAGAUAGCGCAUCACUUGCUGCGGUGGGAGCCGGGAGACGACUCCCCCAGCGAUGUCCGCUACGAGGUGGAGCACACAGUCUACGGCACAAAUUUCUCCUGGACAGCCAUCCCAAACUGCACGAAGAUCUUGGGGCGCUCCUGCGACCUCACGUACUACACUCUGAAUCCUGCCCUGCGCUACUAUGCACGGGUCAGGGCCGUGUCUGGAAACCGCACAUCCCUGUGGCAAAGGACCAACGCUUUUUCCCCGCAAGAAGCCAGCCUGCGCCUGUCGGGGCAGAGCCUCUCCGUGAUGGGCAACACCAUCCACGUACAGCUACAGCUGCUCCUCAGGGCGGGGAACCUCACCGUGAAAUACGACGACAUACAGAAGCACACGAGGCGAUACCGGGUGUACGUCAGGAGGGCGCAGGACAAUCAGAUGUACAAAGUGAUGGAGACCGCCCCGGAGUUCAACAUCAGCAGCCUCUUCUGGAACACAGAGUACUGCAUCAGCGUGGAGCCCGACGUGGCCAGCCGGCGCAUCCGCACCACGCGCACCGAAGAGCAGUGCGUCACCAUCGGCGAGAGAGACAGGAGUGCAGAGCUGGUCCCGAGCAUCAUGAGCUCCUCCUUCAUCACCCUGUUGCUCUUGAGCCUCCUGGGGGCUCUGCUGGUGUGCACCUACAUAAAGAAACCCGUGAGGCCGCCGUCCGUCCUGAAGUCUUUCAUAAAGCAGAGCUCGCUCUGGGUGGAGCAGGAGUCCUCGUCCUCGGGCAGCCCGGACGCAGACCUCAUCCAGCAGCUGUUCCUGUGCCAGAAGUUGGCCCAGCAGGACAGCGGCCCCAACGGCAUCAGCGGCCCAGCCCAGCUGCCCCUGGAGAAGGGCUGGAAGCUCCCAGCGUGGCCCGAGAACCGGGUGCGCCUGCUGGGGCUGGGGGCCACAGGGAGCGGAGACAGCAGCUGCACCCGCACCGACAGCGGCAACGUGGAGUUCCAUGGGUACCUGCAGCAGUCCAAGGGCACGGUGGAGCCAAGGCAGGACCUGGCCAAGGGUGUGCCCUUCUCAGGCUGUGCAGGUCCCCUGCAGAGCUCGGGCAGCACUGACAUCGUGCUGGAUGUAGAGUGCUCUGAGCUGGCUGUCGCCAAAGGGUAUUUGAAGCAGUCCUCUCCCGAGCAUCCCUGCAGCCAUGCACAGGACCUUGCUUCGCGGGGGGCCCCUCGGGAGCCCACUGCCUGGGGGCCCAAAGCCCCCAUUGUGCUAAGCUAUGGGGCUCCAGGUGCUCCCUUGGCCUCCAAAACCAGCCCCGAGCUCCUGAAAGCUCCCUUCGACCUGAGCACCUUCAACACUGACCUGGGGACGCUGCCCCUCAUCUCCAGCCUCAGCACCAACAAGUGGCUCACGCUGCAGAUCAACCCCCUGAGCCUGCUCAACGGGGACAGCAAGGACAGCCGCCUGUGA